Messenger RNA from Dendrobium catenatum, 3528 nucleotides. RefSeq lists its product as uncharacterized. NCBI's taxonomy places the organism in Eukaryota, Viridiplantae, Streptophyta, Magnoliopsida, Asparagales, Orchidaceae. The transcript has 7 exons. Gene Ontology annotation, molecular function: nucleic acid binding; RNA-DNA hybrid ribonuclease activity. The record is from RefSeq and is a predicted model, not a curated record. The coding region runs from base 1 to 3528 and encodes 1175 amino acids.
AUGAAGGAUUAUAUUGUUGCUGCUGAGAAAUGCGAGACUCUUACAAACAAUAGAUUUGCUGCAUUGAUUGAGAAAGAUGUGGAUAAAGAUAAAGAAUUAAAUGAUGAAGAUGAUAUAGCCAUGAAAAGGAAUGAUGUUGUAAUAGUUGUUGAAGAUAAUCGUAGUGCUUUGGGCUCUCAAAUUAGUUUGGCCAAGGUCAAGUUAGCUAAGGAAUUGAAAUCCUUGGGGCCGGUUGAACUAGACCAUAAGAAGAAGAAAAAGGUUGGAAGGGGAGCAAGAAAAAGGGAGGCUUCCUUGUAUUUGAAAGAAGUUAUUAAGAAACAUGGAGUAUUUUUUGUUGGACUUAUGGAGACAAAGUUUUCUAUCAUCGAUAGAAAGGAGAUUGAUUAUCUUAUUGGUAGUGAGUGGGAGUUUUUUCACUAUCCUACUGUUGGUAUCUCUGGUGGAAUUCUUGUUCUUUGGAAUAGCAAGAUGGUGUCUUUUGAUGUUAUAGAAUCUACUUCUCAGGAUUUGUGGGACCAUGAUUCACUUGGUGUAACAACAAGGAGGGGACUUCUCGUAUCUGGGAGAGUUACUAGAUAUCUUAUGAGAUUGGCUUCGGAUCACUGUCCAAUAGUUAUUAAGAAGGAUGAGAAGGUGCAGUUCAAGUCUAAGAAUAUUAGAUUUGAAGAUACUUGGAGGUCAUAUCCAGCAUCCAAGAGUAUUGUUUUUCAUUCUUGGAACAAGAAGGACUUGGGAGAUGAAUCUGUGAUCCUUCAAAGGAAGCUUAGUCGCACUCUUAAAGCUUUAUUUUUUUGGAAUAAGAACAAAUACAGGGAAUUAAAUUCGUUGAAGGAGAAGUUGAAAAAAGAAAUACUUGAACUUCAAAAAAAGGAAGCAUUGGGAAUAAAUUGGGAUUGUAAAGUUUUGGAUUGGCCUUCAGUUUUUGAAUCACAUAAAAUUUCUGAUGAAGAGGUGAUGAUUCUAAAUGCAGAAUUUUAUGUUUUGGAGUUACAAAACUCUGUUUUUCAGCAAGGCAAUAACAAAUCUCCUGGGCUAGAUGGGGUUACUUACUCAUUCUACGAAAGCUAUUGGAGCAUUGUAUGGGAUACUCUUUGGAAGGCUGUUAAUAGCUUUUUUAAAUCCUGUCAUAUGCAUAAUGAGUGGAAGAAUACUUUGAUUAUUAUGAUUUCUAAAAUUAAAAAUCCUAUGACUCCAUCUAAUUAUAGGCCUAUUAGCCUUUGUCAAACCAACUAUAAGAUUGUGGCUACAAUGCUUGUUAAUAGAUUGAAGAAGGUUAUUUCAAAGUUGAUUUUAGAAGAACAAGUGGCAUUCAUUCAUGGUAGAUCUAUUGCAGAUCAUUGUCUUUUGGCUCAAGAGGUAUUUCACAAAUUCAAAAUCUCCAAGAAUAAGAAGGGUUUGAUGGCCAUUAAACUUGACAUGGAGCAAGCUUAUGAUAGUAUGGGAUGGACUUCUCUUCGGUAUGUUGUUGAUUGGUAUGGUUUUCCUAUUGCUUUUUAUAAACUUCUUAUAGAAUGUGUGGUAGAUGUUAGUUUUUCUAUAAUUAUCAAUGGGAAGAAUUCUAGUUGGAUUGAUGCUCAUAGUGGGUUCCGUCAAGGAUGCCCAUUAUCACCAUACUUUUUCAUCCUAUGUGCUCAACUCUUAUCAAAUUAUAUUAUGCAAAGGGGACAAAAGCUUGGUAUACAAAUUUCUCCUAGAGGUCCUGUUGUUACACAUCUAUUGUACGCAGAUGAUGUUUUGAUCUUCUCUAAUGCAAAUGUGGAAUUAGCAAAGAAUUUGAAGAAUAUUGUGGAAGAUUUUUGCAGGUGGACUGGGCAAAAAGUAAAUGUUAACAAAUCUCAAAUGAUAUUUGGGAAGGUUGUUAAAUAUUCUAUCAAGAAAAAGAUUGCUAAAGUUCUUGGUUUUAGAUUUGUUAAAGAAAUGAAGUAUUUGGGAGUUAAGAUAGCUCUUAAUAGAGUUAAAAUGGCUGAUUUUCAAGAAAUUCUGUGCAAUGUGAUGGACAAACUCAAUGCUUGGAGUAAGAAGUCCCUCUCUUUAGCUGGGAAGUUGAUUCUUAUAGAUAGCUCUUUGUUAUCUAUGCCUAAUUAUUUAGUAACUCAUUCUAUGGUACCCAAGAGGGUUUUAUAUGUGUUAGAGAAACUUUGUAGAAGUUUUCUUUGGCAUAAAAAUGAGGAAAGUAAAAGUAUGCACUAUGUGGCGUGGAAGGAUAUUUGUAAACCAAGAUGCUUUGGAGGUUUGGGAGUACAUUCCCCACUUGAUAGAAUUGGUUCACUUCGAUCCAAGUUGGCUUGUAACUUUAUUCAGAAGCCACAAUCUUUGUUUAAUCAUGUUAUGGUAGAAAGAUAUGGAAAUGAUGUGAUGAAUGGUGCUCAAAGGAAAAUCACUUCAGCAGCUUGGAAAAUUCUAGUUGAUGGUGGUAAAUGCUUGAAGAUGGUUGUUCGGUGGAGAAUAGGGAAGGGUGAUAAGGUUAAUGUUCUAAAUGAUACAUGGAUACUUGAUAGCUGUUUUAACAGUCAAGUUCAUAUUGAUUUUGAAGGUGAGGACCAGUUGGAAUUGAUGAAGAAAUGCUCGGGGAAAACUGUUUCAGCAUUGGUGUAUGAGCAUAUUCUUAUUAACAAAUUCAAUAUGGAGGAUACAGAUUAUUUUUCUUGGCUACAGAAAUUGAAGCUUAAGAAAAAGUUAGAAGUUUUUUGGUGGAGAUUGUGGAAGGCAUCCAUUCCAACUAAUCUUUUCUUGAAGAACCGUAAUAUUGCAAAUGAUGAUUUGUGUCCUAGAGGUUGUAAUGUAAGUGAAACUUAUGAGCAUAUAAUGGUGCAUUGCAAACAUAUGACUGAUGUUAUAGCAAGAAUGGUUGAAUGGGGUAUUCCUAUCCCAAAUAGGAAAAAUGUGAAACAUGGGAAGGGUGCAUUACCUAGUUCAGUGGUUGCUUCUAAUUCUAUGUUCACAGCCAUUUCAAAUUCUGGUCCUCAUCUUUCUUGCUGGGGUGCUAAUCUCCUAAGGGAGUCUCAAAGCACUUGGUGCCCUCCACCGAAAGACUGGAUCAAGAUCAAUGUUGAUGCUUCUUUGUUUAAAUCUAAUGUGGCUGGAAUUGGUGGGAUCUUAAGAGAUCACAAAGGCAGGUUUAUAAGUGCUUUUGGAAAGAAGGGAUGUCAUUGGGAUAUUGCUCAAUUGGAACUUGAAGCUAUGUUCUCGGUUAGGGAAUUUCUUAAAAGCUGGAUGCUGGAAUGCAAAGGAUUAAUCAUUGAAAGUGAUAGUGCCAAUGUGAUCAAAUUCAUUCAAGAUUCAUUGAAGAAGAAUGAACGGUACGUUGAUAGAUGGCCUAAUAUUGAUUUGUGCUUUCUUAAUGAUUUCAAUAAAGUUGUUUUCCUCCAUGCUAAUAGAAGAUGUAAUAAAGUAGCUAAUUGUUGUGCUACUUUAGCAUUGGAGAAGAGUUUCUUUUUUGAUAGUGUUGCUUUUGAUCACAUCCCUUCCUUGUUGUCUAGUUUAAUCAAAGAAGAAUGUGAUCCUCUUAUUACUUGUGCUUACUAG